Messenger RNA from Protopolystoma xenopodis, 339 nucleotides. Lineage: Eukaryota; Metazoa; Platyhelminthes; Monogenea; Polystomatidea; Polystomatidae. The record is from the annotation of a GenBank genome assembly.
AUGAAGCAAGUUCGCUGCCAGCAUCUUCUUGUCAAACAUUCCGGUUCUCGAAGGCCGUCCUCAUGGAGGGAAGAGAAUAUAUCACGCAGCAAAGAUGAAGCUAUUGAGCUACUUGAAUCGUACAGGAAGCGCAUCGUUGAAGGAAAUGAGGAUUUUGCAGAGCUAGCCAAAAGGUUUAGCGAUUGCAGCUCCGCGUGCAAAGGUGGUGACUUGGGUUCGUUUGGCCCUGGCCAAAUGCAAAAGCCAUUCGAGGAGGCCUCUUUUGCUCUUCAAGUUGGGGAAGUUUCUUCCAUUGUACAUACUGAUUCAGGAGUUCAUAUAAUAAAGCGACUAAACUAG